Molecule: messenger RNA, 2542 nt
Organism: Cygnus olor (mute swan)
Lineage: Eukaryota; Metazoa; Chordata; Aves; Anseriformes; Anatidae
Gene: DDX31
Product: DEAD-box helicase 31
Biological process (GO): ribosome biogenesis
Cellular component (GO): nucleus
Molecular function (GO): nucleic acid binding; ATP binding
Source: RefSeq, a predicted model, not a curated record
CUCGCCCUUCAGCGGGGCGCCGGCCGCAGCCCCGUUCCCUCGGGGGUCCCCGGGGACCGCCCCGGAGCCGUGUGGAGGCGGCGGGACAUGGCGGCGGGAGGGGCGCUGCUCCUCAACCUGUGCUCCGGCGGGCAACUGAGAAUCACAUCUGAGAAGUUCCUGAAUGCCGAAAAUGUGAAGAAGCAGCAGUCUAAUGGUCUGAAAAGAAAGCUCCAGUCACCGCAGGGAAACCCACCUUUGAAACGUAAGCCACCGAUAAAUGCCUUCAAGAAAUGUGCUACAGAAACCAACAUCAGGGAAAAGGGAAGCUUGUCACAAAAAUCUCUUCCUAAGAAGCAGUUGACUGACAACCAAAAUGAAAGCUGGAAAAGCAAACCUUUCAUUAAGACAUCAAGCCUGUUUAGAAACAACCCUGAUAUCCCAAAAAUUCACAGAAAAGCAGUGCAGCAGGUACAAGAAAGUAUUUUCACUACAGAUUCUUUCAGCCAGUUGGACCUCCAUCCACAUCUGAUAUCCACAAUAACCACUGUCCUGAAGAUAUGUAGUAUGACCAAUGUUCAGAAGGAAACAAUCCCUGUGCUCCUGCAAGGCAAAGAUGCUCUAGUGAGAUCUCAGACUGGUUCAGGUAAAACUCUUGCCUAUGGGAUUCCACUUGUGCAGUCUUUACAGGGAAUGAAGACCAAAAUAAAGCGGAGUGAUGGGCCUUAUGCACUUAUAUUAGUCCCAACAAGAGAGCUUGCAAUCCAGAGUUUUGAUACAAUUCAGAAACUACUCAAGCCGUUUACCUGGAUUGUGCCUGGAGUGCUAAUGGGGGGAGAAAAGAGAAAAUCAGAAAAAGCCAGAUUACGUAAGGGGAUAAAUAUCCUUAUUUCAACUCCUGGUCGACUGGUUGACCACAUCAAGUCCACUGAAUGUAUUCAUUUCCGUCGCACUCAGUGGCUGAUCAUCGAUGAAGCAGACAGGAUCCUGGACCUGGGCUUUGAAAAAGAUGUGACUGUGAUACUUAAUGCUUUAAAUGCUGAGAAAGAGACACGUCAGAAUGUCCUGCUCUCAGCCACGCUCACAGAAGGUGUGACACGGCUGGCUGAUAUCAGUUUGAAUGAUCCCAUCAGAAUUUCCAUAGCAGAUGAAAACCAGAAGAGUCUCAAACUAGCGUUACAAGCAGAUAAAGAAGCCAGUAGUCUGUCAAGCUGUAUGGACCAGGAAAACUUUGCUGUUCCAGAGAAGCUCAAGCAGUAUGUCAUGAUGGUCCCCGGCAAAUUGAGGCUUGUCACGUUAGCAGCUUUUAUCCUUGAGAAAUGCAAGUUUGAAAAGCGACAUAAGAUGAUCAUCUUUUUCUCCAGCUGUGAACAAGUGGAAUUCCACUACGAUCUCCUUCUAAAUGUCCUUUCAGGAGGGCUAGAGUCUGAACAACCUAAACAUUCAUCUGUCUCCUCUGUGCACUUAGAGUUUCUGCGACUGCACGGCAACAUGGAACAGGAAGAAAGAACAGAGGUCUUCCAGGAGUUCCUAAAAUCCAAGACCGGCAUCUUGCUUUGCACUGAUGUCGCGGCACGUGGGCUGGACCUGCCUCAAGUUACAUGGAUCGUGCAGUAUAACGCUCCGGCUUCACCUGCGGAAUACAUCCACCGGAUCGGGAGGACGGCUCGGAUUGGCUGUCACGGGAACAGCCUGCUUGUCCUGGCGCCUUCGGAGGCAGAAUAUGUCAGCUUGCUGGCUUCUCACAAGAUUAAUGUCUCAGAGAUAAAGAUGGAGAAGGUAUUAUCCAGCCUGAUGAAAGACGAUCGCUUCAAGUUGCCCAGACCAAGAAGCAAGAAAUCCUGUGGUACGGACCCUCAGGAAGUCCGGGAGCGGGCCACGGUCUUGCAGACAAAAUUUGAAAAUUAUGUUCACUCCAGUGAGGUGACCGUCCGGUGGGCAAAAAAAGCACUGCAGUCUUUCCUUUGUGCCUAUGCUGCCUAUCCCAGAAACCUCAAGCAUAUCUUCCACAUCAAAUCUGUCCACCUGGGUCAUAUGGCCAAGAGCUUUGGCCUGAGAGACGCCCCCCAGAACCUGACUGCUCUUCCAACCACUGGCUCAAAGAAGAAAACCAAACCGAGACCGAAAAGGUCUGACCUUCUCAAGAAGACCCACGGCAAACAUCGCCUUGCUGAGAUCUUGCGAUCUGAAUAUUCCAGUGGGAUGGACACUGGUGUAUCCAAGGUCAAGAAGAGGAAGAAAAAACAGAGGAAACCUGGCAACCAGCAGAUUCCAACAUAAGCCGGGACCUUCCACUCAUUUGCUGCAAAACCUGCUUGAGUGCCUCAGCUGGGGGUCAGGGUGACCUGCCAAAUCGACUGACGAGUGUUUCAAUUUAUCAGGCAAAUAUGGGAGGGAUCUUGGGGAUCCUGGCCUCCUCCCUCUCACUCCAUUCGCCCAAAUGGAAUGGAAUCCAGGCGUGUCCUGUUGCACUGCUGCAAUUAAAUGUAGCUUCCCGACGAUGCGUUGCGUUUCUAAGGUGUUUUUUUGCAAGAAAAAUAAAAGAGGUUAAAUAUGGUUUUCA